Hippocampus zosterae (dwarf seahorse) is the source of this 1451-nucleotide messenger RNA. RefSeq names its product odd-skipped related transcription factor 1 (gene osr1). Bases 46 to 855 code for a protein of 269 amino acids. The transcript is spliced from 2 exons. Gene Ontology annotation, cellular component: nucleus. The record is from RefSeq and is a predicted model, not a curated record. Gene Ontology annotation, molecular function: RNA polymerase II transcription regulatory region sequence-specific DNA binding; DNA-binding transcription factor activity, RNA polymerase II-specific. Gene Ontology annotation, biological process: embryo development; regulation of transcription by RNA polymerase II; urogenital system development. NCBI's taxonomy places the organism in Eukaryota, Metazoa, Chordata, Actinopteri, Syngnathiformes, Syngnathidae.
UGUUCUGUUUGUUCCAGACAUCUAAUUGGAUUUCUUGCCUCCGCCAUGGGCAGCAAGACUCUGGCAGCUCCAGUCCCUCUCCACCCAUCUCUCCAGCUGGCGAAUUAUUCCCUUCUCCAGAGCUCCACAGGCCUUCAGCUGCCAACGGAUCCCUUGCACAGCAUCUACAGCUUCAGUGCCUUGCAUGCCAUUCAGCUUCACCAAUGGACCCCGGGCUACCUGCCGGUGGCCUUGCCUCGGUGCACUCUUUCAAAACUACCUAUCCAAUUCUCUUCGAUGGCCUCCAUCCCGAUCUUCCCUCAUCACCCGCAGCCCAAGCAGGUUUCAGUGGCUCAGAUGCAGAGCUCAAAGGAUAAACCUCGCUUUGACUUUGCCAACCUGGCCACAGCAGCCACCCAAGAGGAUCAUCUGAAGGCGGAAGACCUGAGCAUGUCAGGUGUUGCUGCUGCCGCUGCUGCCGGCGCUUCGUCUCACCAUUCUGAGUCAACCGGCCUCGGGUGCCUCCUGGAUGUGGCCAAGCUCUCCUACCCUGAGCGCAAAUCCAGUCGUGGCCGGUUGCCCUCAAAGACCAAAAAAGAAUUUGUCUGCAAAUUCUGUGGCCGCCAUUUUACAAAAUCCUACAAUCUGUUAAUCCACGAGAGGACGCACACAGAUGAGAGGCCGUACACUUGUGAUAUCUGCCAUAAAGCCUUCAGAAGGCAGGACCACCUACGAGAUCACAGGUACAUUCAUUCCAAAGAAAAGCCCUUCAAGUGUCAAGAGUGUGGGAAAGGCUUCUGUCAAUCCAGGACACUGGCUGUGCACAAAACAUUACACAUGCAAGUCAAGGAACUGAAGCCAGCCAAGAUGAAAUGAAUAUGUUUUCUUCAAGGGAAGGGACGGGGACACUGGAUAUAUCCAGUUCAGUAUGACCAAAUACGAUAAUCAACCAGACUUAAAAAAAAAAAUCUCAGUUAUUGGUAGGAAAACCUCCAAUUUCUUCCACUUAUGUGGGAACGCUGCUCAAGGAUUAACAUUUUCACCCGCAUUUUUUUUUUUUACAAGAUGCAGAAAUAAGCCUUUGUGAAGAAGUGCAUGGCUAGUUAGUAAAGUUGUAUUGACAAAGACUCCAAUGGAUAUGUGGAAUGUGAAAUCACAAUAACAAUUAAAAACAAACACAAUUAAAAAAAAAAAAAAAAAAACUAUGGCUGCUCAUUCCAAAUAGGGCUUGCAGAAAACUGUAUUCCAAAGACAAGGUCCAAAAAAUAUUCUACAAGGAGGAUAAAAGCCAUUUUAGCACGUUUCCUCCAUUUCAUUGUAACAUUCCAAUGUUAUUUUUGUACGGAUGCAUUACAGUAUAUAAGAAAUGUAUUUUUGCACUUUAACCUGAUUAUUGAUUUUUUUUUCCUGUAUAUCACUGGAUAUUAUUUUUCCAACAAGUAAUCAUUUUUGAAUAAAAUGUUUCCUGUAAA